AUGACACGGAUGUUGCGUCUUUGCCACGUCGCCUUUCAACUCGCCCUGGCCUUCGUAGCCAUUCGCUCAGAUCAAGACAGCAGCAACAGCAGUAACGACAGGGGCGAUGGUGGGGACGUCGUUGGUGAUUUCGUGUUCGCGUCAAUCCUGAUCAUGCCCUCUGUUGCGAACGACACGAACUCAACCUUUGGAAAUCAAUCUGAACCGUUUCUAAGUGACAAGCGCUCGGGUCGCACGCAGCUCUUGUACAACUGCACUUCUUCUCCAAGCCUUUGGAACCUCCUCGAGGACUCGAAUAUGGUAAAACUAGAGACCUUUCAGGAAUUCCCAAGCAGCGACAGCAACACUGUGGACUCAUCCUCUGGCAGCAGCAGUACUACGUCUGAUCCUCGAAACACUGUUGCCGUGGCCGUGGUACAGAUUGCAGACUGCUCCACGAUAGAAACCACAUUAACGGAACGGCCUGUGGUCUUGAACUCGUUCUUUGGAGCCGACUUUCCGAACUCCUCUCCCUCGUACCUGUACAUUACCAACAGUGCGUUGCUGAGUAACUCUUCUGGCUCUGCUUCGUUAUCAUCAGGUGCAUGUAGACUUAGACUGGAAAUGGCUCAGGCGACGCUGCCAGACGUGUAUCCCGAAUGCAAGAUCAGAUUUGAAUCGACAGACUUGGAUUCGAUCCUCUUGGAAUCUCCAACAACUAAUGAUGAGGAUGGACAGCCACCGAGUCGCCGACUUGAAGAUGCGAGCUCUUUUGACUUCAUUAGGGAUCCAUCGUGUACGACGGAGUGCGGAGCCGAUGACCUUGAUCAUAAUACCUGCUACGCCCCAGCGCUGGAUGGUCGUCAGACAGUGGUCCAGUGCAAAAUGCAGUUUUACGCGAAGAACAGUGCUUGCAACUUCGAAUGUGGCGAUGAAACAGGCUCUCCAUACAACCUUUCAGCACUCGACGUGAGCCAAUGCUACAGCUGCUACUCAGAGUCCAAGUACGGGUGUCCAUCUGGCUACAUAAUGAACAGUGCUGGUUGCUGUCGCGUCCUGUCGUGUCCGGCAAUGGUGAGCCCGGGCAUGUCGUCGCCAAGAUCGUUCACUCUGAAUUUACAACCGAACCGAAGUGCGGUCACGAACCCGUCGAUGAUGCUGUACACCAGUGGCGAUUGUUCCGAUCCCACGAAUCCUUCCAACGACUGCUGUCGUAUCACGUGCGAAAACUGCUUCAUUAACAUGUCGAUUGCCUCGCUGUAUGCCGAAGUCGACGUUUAUUCCUCUUCGGUGGAUUACACAGCCACUGAGAUGAAGUUAGUUGGAAAUUCGGCGAUAAACGUCAAGGUGGUUUCUCCAAACGGCUGCAAACUCGAGUCAACGACGCUGAGAUCAUUUCGCAUUACCCCGUUGUCGAUACCUCUAGGCCUGACGUCCCUUGAAGUGGACUUUACCGUGGAUUUCGUUGGGGAGCUCGCUAUCAAGCCGCAUGGAUCAAGCGCCCAAAUUGGAGUUACCUUUCAGAUUGAACAUUUAUCUGCGGGAUCCAUAAACUCACACGACUUUGUUGACAAGAAAAUUGUGUUUCAAGGAGGCGAAGACAUCUCGAAAAGUGGCAUCCACACUGUCGUUGAGCUAUCGGUCGCUCCAACUGUAAGGGCGAAUCUAGUCUUCCUCGAUCUUGCAAGUAUUGGGGUCCAAACGGGGUUUCCUACUUUUGUGCGUCUUGAGUCAAUAGUCAAGUAUCCUGAACAAUUUCCGGCCUUGGCGACACCAUAUCUCGACGAUUCCUCCCAAUAUCGCGGCGGCGACUGUUCUAAAUCCCAUUUCAUGGAGUACAGGGGAGUUUGUGGGUACCAGCCUGUCGAGAUCGCAUCCUAUGCCACUAUCGAGAUUCCGUGGGAUUCCGAUCUGCUGUAUGAGAAGCCUCUGACGCAGUAUGGCGCCGAUAACACCAGCAGCCUAUUCAGUGGAUGUGUAUCUUCCGAGUACAAUGCGGUAAUGCUCUUAAACACCGCAGCAAACGCAGUCACGUCGGCUACAACUGCAAAAGUAUCGUCUGCACUUCAGAAGAUCCUGAUGUAUGCUCUCCAAAUUCCUGACAUUGACCCCAAUUUUCUUAAAAUCCCCAUCUAUUCCUCAGGUCAAAUCACCGUCACUAUCGCAGUGCCUCCUUCUGUGGCCGACAUGUAUCCAAUUCCAUCCGAACUUGAGACUCAGUUCUACCAAGUCGCAAGAACUGCCGCUUUUGCUGACACUGUGAGCUCGUUCGUCGGGCUCAGUAUCGUUGCGCAAUGUCAAAGUGGAUUCUGGGGCGCUUCCUGUCUUAGCGCUUGCACUUCACCCAACUGUGCCACGGUUACUUGUAAUUCUGCCACGGGGGUCGUGACAGCGUGCACCUCCUGUAAACAAGGCUAUUGGGGGUCGCCAAGCUGCAGCAACACAUGCGUCUUGCCGCAGAACUGCCAAGCAGGAACUGUCACCUGCGAUUCCAAGGGCAAAGCGACCUCGUGCACCGCGUGCAAUGACGGCUGGUGGGGCCCGACCUGCACCAAAAAGUGCACCUCGCCACAGUGCGGGGACGGCGCCAUUACCUGCGAGAUCGACGGUACUAUCACGUCGUGUAGCUCGUGUAGCCCGGGAUACUGGGGUUCCACUUGCAGCAACUCGUGCUCAUCGCCUCACUGUCCUGUUGAAUCGGCGAGUUGCGACGACCUAGGGAGUGUGACUUCGUGCAGUUCAUGCGAGACAGGAUGGUGGGGUCAUACGUGCGACAACCAGUGCUCUUCACUCAACUGCAAGACUGGCAGUGUCAGCUGUGAUUCCGAAGGCCAUGCGAUCUCGUGCAGCUCAUGUGGUGACGGUUGGUGGGGGCAGACUUGCAGUGAUCAGUGCACAGCACUUAAUUGCAAGACCGGCAAGGUUAGCUGUGACGCCGAGGGGGACACUAUUUCGUGCAGCGAAUGCGAGGAAGGCUGGUGGGGACCGACUUGCAGCAACGAAUGUACUUCAUCUCAAUGUACAGCCGGUAACGCUAGCUGCGAUUCUACUGGCAAUGUGGUCUCGUGUAGCUCAUGCGAUGACGGUUGGUGGGGUCAAACGUGCAGCGAGCAGUGCACAGCUCUUAGCUGCAAGACCGGUAACGUCACCUGUGAUGCCGCGGGCGAUACGAUUUCGUGCAGCGAAUGUGAGGACGGCUGGUGGGGGCCGACGUGCAAUAAUACGUGUGAGUCUCCGGGGUGUGAGGACGGCGGGAUGACUUGCAAUCUGGACGAUGGAUCGGUUACUUGGUGUAGCUCCUGCAACACGGGAUACUGGGGAUCUCCUACCUGCAACAACGCAUGCGAAUCAUUGCACUGUCCUACUGGCUCAGCGAGUUGCGAUUUCGAAGGCAACGUACUCUCGUGUGGCUCAUGUGAGACUGGAUGGUGGGGUCAGAACUGCAGCGAUCAAUGCAUCGCGCUCCACUGCACCAACGACGCUAUUAGCUGCGAUUUAUUUGACGGGACAGUGUCCAACUGCAGCUCUUGUGAGGAUGGGUACUACGGAUCAACGUGUGAGGAUGAAUGUGAACUACCGGCACAUUGUGAGAGCUCGAUUUGUGAGCAGCAAGAAGGGGGAGCAGUCGAAUGCUCGUCCUGCGAGGAUGGUUAUUACGGAUCAACUUGCGAGAGUAAGUGCAGUAUCCCGCAGAAGUGCCAGAGCUCACGAUGUGAACCAGACUCCGGAGAAGACGUCGAGUGUUUGGUUUGCGAUGACGGCUUCUUUGGGCCCAAGUGUGAGGGCAAGUGCAGCGUACCGGAGAACUGCAACAGCACCCGAUGCGAUAUCUCUGGAGAAACAACGCAAUGUUUGACGUGCACGACGGGCUGGUGGCAUGCGAUUUGUCGGGAGCCGUGUGUUUCGAGCCAUUGUAUCGCGGGAUCUGCCACUUGCCACGUCGACGAUGGGGCUGUCACCUCCUGUGACUCAUGCGAAGAUAGCUGGUGGGUGGCUGCGAAGAUGGCUACUGGGGGUUAG
This is a messenger RNA of Phytophthora infestans T30-4, 3999 nucleotides long. RefSeq lists its product as uncharacterized. NCBI's taxonomy places the organism in Eukaryota, Oomycota, Peronosporomycetes, Peronosporales, Peronosporaceae. Gene Ontology annotation, cellular component: membrane. The transcript is spliced from 3 exons. The record is from RefSeq and is a predicted model, not a curated record. The coding region runs from base 1 to 3999 and encodes 1332 amino acids. Gene Ontology annotation, biological process: cell communication.